GUUCUGCGGCGAGUGCGGCGGGGGAGUGUCGCGCGCUCCGUCGACAGCAGGCUAAAAGGAGCAGCCUGAUAGAGGCCCAUUUCCAGACAGACGUGGAUGAUGCCAGAGCUAUGACAGGGGCUGCAGUCUUGGCACUGAAGGGUGGUGAUCAGUUAUGGAACAGCCAAAGGAGGAAAUACAUGCGGUCAGGGAAGAGGAGGAGGAAGAGGAAGAGGUACUGACAGCAGUAAGUGGAGCCACAGACCCAGAUGGUGGACCAGACAAUUCAGCACCUUCAAUCAGCUACACAGAUCUUUCUCAGAGUUCUUCUCCUUCUCUGUCAGACCAACUCCAGAUGGGCUGUGAUGAGGCAACGUCAGGAAGUCUAAACGUGGAAUGCAGGGUCUGCGGAGACAAAGCAUCAGGGUUUCACUAUGGAGUGCAUGCAUGCGAGGGUUGUAAGGGCUUCUUUCGUCGAACAAUCCGUAUGAAGCUGGAGUACGAGAAAUGUGAACGGAGCUGCAAGAUUCAGAAAAAGAACCGGAACAAGUGCCAGUACUGCCGCUUUCAGAAAUGCCUCUCCCUGGGCAUGUCUCAUAAUGCCAUCCGUUUUGGCCGCAUGCCAGAAGCUGAGAAAAGGAAACUGGUGGCAGGACUGACAGCAAGUGAAAUCAGUUGCCAGAACCAGCAGAUGGCUGACCUGAAACUCUUUUCCAAGCACAUCUACAAUGCCUACCUGAAAAACUUCAACAUGACCAAAAAGAAAGCACGAGGCAUCCUGACUGGGAAAGCCAGCAGCACUCCGCCAUUUGUGAUUCAUGACAUAGAUACCCUGUGGCAAGCAGAAAAGGGCCUGGUGUGGAAGCAGCUGGUAAAUGGGAUACCACCAUACAAGGAGAUUGGUGUCCAUGUCUUCUACCGCUGCCAGUGUACAUCAGUGGAAACUGUGCGGGAGCUCACGGAAUUUGCCAAGAGCAUCCCUAGCUUCAUCAGCCUUUACCUUAAUGACCAAGUGACUCUUCUGAAGUAUGGAGUGCAUGAGGCCAUCUUUGCCAUGCUUGCCUCCAUCAUGAACAAGGAUGGACUCCUGGUGGCCAAUGGGAAUGGCUUUGUGACACGUGAGUUCCUUCGCAGCUUGCGCAAACCCUUCAAUGAAAUAAUGGAACCCAAAUUUGAGUUUGCUGUGAAGUUCAGUGCCCUGGAGCUAGAUGACAGUGACCUGUCUCUGUUUGUAGCAGCCAUCAUCUUGUGUGGAGACCGUCCUGGCUUGAUGAAUGUUAAACAGGUAGAAGAGAUUCAAGAUAACAUCCUCCAGGCCCUUGAGUUCCACCUGCAGGCCAAUCACCCAGACACUCAAUACCUCUUCCCUAAGCUGCUGCAGAAGAUGGCUGAUUUGCGACAGCUAGUGACUGAGCAUGCACAGCUGGUGCAGAAGAUCAAAAAGACAGAAACAGAGACUUCCCUGCAUCCUCUCUUGCAGGAAAUCUACAAAGACAUGUACUGAGGAGCCUAUAUUUAUGAAAUAGGUUAAAGCCAUGGAGUCCAGCAAAAAGCUUUGUACAUUGGCCAACAAUUCCCCUGUGUCUUCCGUUUCUUCUACUGGAAAUGCUUUUUCUAUAUGAUUGCUUCAUAUACUGUACAUAGGGGUGUACAACAUCAAAUCUGGUAUCUACCACAUGGUGGUAGGUCAGGGCUUCCGUUAACAUACAUACACUAAGUGGAACUUA
Euleptes europaea (tarantolino) is the source of this 1706-nucleotide messenger RNA. It is a transcript of the gene PPARD, whose product is annotated as peroxisome proliferator activated receptor delta. Gene Ontology annotation, molecular function: nuclear receptor activity; zinc ion binding; RNA polymerase II cis-regulatory region sequence-specific DNA binding. NCBI's taxonomy places the organism in Eukaryota, Metazoa, Chordata, Lepidosauria, Squamata, Sphaerodactylidae. The coding region runs from base 155 to 1483 and encodes 442 amino acids. Gene Ontology annotation, cellular component: nucleus. The record is from RefSeq and is a predicted model, not a curated record. The transcript has 7 exons. Gene Ontology annotation, biological process: negative regulation of inflammatory response; cell differentiation; regulation of lipid metabolic process.